GGUUAUAGUUAUUUUUUUAACAUUUAUCUUUUUUGUUCAAUAACUAAAAUUAUUUAAAGUCUCAUUUUCCUCAGGUCUAUAUUUAGACUUGAAAUGACAGGUCUUCAAAUGACGAUUCUUAUAAUGAUUCUUUUUUUAAACGCAAAUAAUAAAUCUGGUUACGAAUACAUGUAUACAAGAAAUAUUGAGCAUAGUUAAGUGCGGCGAGCUCUCUGCUUAUCGCUUAUAGCUCUGCGUUUUUGCAAGAAAUAUUACUCAAGAGAGUCUCAAAAGACAAUGAUCCCGUUGUGAGCUAAAUGGCUUCGAAAUACACCGGAAAUAGUAACCCGGAAGUAUAGGCAGUAAACAGCUUGCAAUGCAUCCUAGAAAACACCAUCCAUGCAAGUUAGGUUUAAGCGUAAAUUUUAGUGAAGAACAAAUUUUAAUAGGACACUGUCUCAAUCAAUAAUAGUAAAUUUAUCAUUGGAAUUGUAAAAUUCUACUCUUGAUAUUACUAUACUCCUAUAUUAGUCCCUGAUUGUAUCUAAAAUUAUCAUUCCCAUGACAUAUCAUAAAGUUAUGUAAUUUUUUUAAAAAAUACUUAAAUGGCGACUUCAAAAUUUGAAACUGUUAGCAUUACUGUUAAGUUUAGAGGAUGCUUGGUUGGUGCUUUGAUUGGUGAUUGUUUUGGUGCUCCGUUUGAAUUUGCUAUCGUUUCAGACAAAAAGCUGAAGAAGUUUUUCACUAGAAUUCUUAAUGGAGAAAAAAGAAAAGGAUAUCCUUAUACAGAUGACACUGCAAUGUCGUUAUCAGUUGCUAGAUCACUGAUUAAAAAUAAGGAAAUCUGUCCUAUUGACUUGGCUAAAAGAUUUGUGCAUGAAUAUUUUACUGACCCUCAAACACCAGCACGAUCAUAUGGCGGACAUGUUCGGAAUGUGUUUGCGGCUUUAAAGAAGUCAAAUUUUCAAGAUGUGUUUCAACCUGCUAAAAAGCAGUUCAAUGGAGCAGGAUCUUUUGGUAAUGGAGCUGCUAUGAGAAUUGCACCUGUUGCUUUAUUCGUUCAUGAUAAAGAUGACAACUAUAUAAAAAAUGCAGUGGAACAAUGCUCUUUUGUUACUCACACUCAUCCCAAUGGCUAUAAUGGAGCUCUAUUAUUGUGUUUAGCUAUACACUUAGCUCUAAAAUUAGAACCUUCCAAAGAACUUGAUCCUAUGAAAUUCAUUUUGGAUCUUGAAGAGAAGAUGAGAAGCUUUAAGAACCAGGGAUUUGGACAGUUCUAUUUUAGCAUCAAAGGAAUAAAACAUUGUCUUGAACAGAAAGAGGAUCUCACUCCCGUUGAUGUAGCUUAUCAUUUAGGUAAUGAUGUUUCAGCCUUGAGAUCUGUUCCUACUGCAAUUUAUUCAUUUCUCAGAAGUUUGAAACCUCUUCCAUAUUAUGACACCACAAAUCCAUUUAUUCGAACCAUCUACUUUGCUAUAUCAGUCGGUGGUGAUACUGAUACUAUUGCUACAAUGGCAGGUGCUAUUGCUGGUGCAUAUUAUGGUGAUGACAUAAUUCCAAAAAAUUUUAAGAAAGUUUGUGAUAAAAUAAAGGAAGUUGAAGUAUUAUCAGAUGAACUACUAAAGGCUUCUCAAGCUUGAAUCUGUUUUUGAUGAAUUUCAUACUGAAAGAAAAGUAUACAUAUGUUUUAAGGAUUCUUUUCAUACUGAAUGAAAAGUAUCAUAUGCUUAAUUUAAGACUUAUAUGUAUAUUUUUAGAUCUUAUUUUUUUAUUAAACUUUUGCUUUUAAAUAAAUUAUUAAUUUCA
This is a messenger RNA of Parasteatoda tepidariorum (common house spider), 1785 nucleotides long. RefSeq names its product ADP-ribosylhydrolase ARH3-like. The record is from RefSeq and is a predicted model, not a curated record. Gene Ontology annotation, cellular component: nucleus; mitochondrion. Lineage: Eukaryota; Metazoa; Arthropoda; Arachnida; Araneae; Theridiidae.